Messenger RNA from Ornithodoros turicata, 3199 nucleotides. RefSeq names its product protein stum homolog. Bases 240 to 641 code for a protein of 133 amino acids. The transcript has 3 exons. Lineage: Eukaryota; Metazoa; Arthropoda; Arachnida; Ixodida; Argasidae. The record is from RefSeq and is a predicted model, not a curated record.
GCUUCGAGUCGGGUCGUUACUUUUACAAACUUAGCCCAACUCGUGAAACGUUGUGGCGAUGGGAUGAUAUACAUGUGGAUGUCAAGGUGGACCACGUCGCAGCAACUCUUUCGUGAUGCGGUUGACGCAGGCUACUUGUGAUUGGAAAUGCACAAAACACAUUGAGAGAUGAGUUUGGCACCAAUUUUGUGAGCUGCAAAAACAAUGAUUCUAGGCGGGUAAUAAAUCGCGAGUGGAAAAUGAGUGGCCAAGUGCGUCAGAUUGUGGUGUCGGUGCCGACGGAGUGUUGCACCGACCACCAGAACGGUCACCCUAUGGCCAGCUAUGAGAUCAUCAGCAUUCGGGAACGGCACGGUCGUUUUCGGAAGGCUGUGCCUAUCAUGCCGAUGCCCAUUGCUGUCUGUCUCUGUAUUCUCAACGUCUUACUGCCGGGAGUAGGUACUCUGGUAACAGUGAUAGCAGUGGUGUGCGGCUGCAGGACUGAACAUGAAUCCCGGUGUGUAGCCGCCGGUUACAACCUGUUGGCGUCGCUGCUACAGACAGUGACGGCGCCUUUCGUCGUCGGCUGGGUCUGGAGCAUCAUGUGGGGAAUCACCUUCGUCAAUGUCUCACUUAGCAAGCGAGGAAAUGUUCAGGUGUAGACUAUAUGUUAUACGACCAAGCCAAGACGUACCAAGACACCUCUGUGGUGAUGACGACGGUACCCACUCUAACAACAGGUGGCAUUGCAUGUCGACAAGUGUGUGCACAUUUUCUAUGGUGCUCCUUUCAGGUGAUUUUGUCAACAAUAUUUUUGACGAUAAAAAGAAUAACACAUAUCUCCUACACAAACACACGGUAUGGCAGGUGAGACACCUUGCUAGAAAAAAGACCUCAUUGUAACUACGUCUGUCUCGUUACUGGACUCAAUGAAACGUUGACUACUUCUGACAGAGAAAGAGAAGUCUUCCUUGUGACGUGAGAAGAAACCACUUUUAACGCAAGUUUAUCCUACACCGUUGUUUUCCCUGUAAUGCCAGGAAACGCAAUGUGUCAAUGGACGAGUAUCAAUAAUUAUCUACCAGUCAUCGAGGCACUUCUACAUAGAAAUCAUGGGCAAUAGAUUCCAUUAAGCAAUACUGGACUAUCUAGAGCUGCGCGAAUAUUCCAAAUUUAGAAUACGAAUCGAACAUCGGAUGCUACUGGAAUGCUAUUCGCAGCCUAUUUGCAGUAUUUGAAUCUUUUUUUUUCCGGAACAGUUACUGAAGUAUUGCUAUCGCCAUUCUGCAAGUGGGCUUCGCCUCGUUGCAUCGAAGAGUUAGGAGAAGCCCACUUCAUGUUAGCACCAUUGUUUCUCCCCCUCUGUUCUGCAAGUCGACUUUACACUCCUUACAGUAUUCUGUCACUAAAGUCUACAAUUUCCGUGACCUCAUGGUCAAGUGCAUGUUCCAGCAGAUGUACCCCCAUCUUUCAGAGUUAUGUUCAGAAACAGAUGGGAAUACGUGCAGUUUCUAAAAAGGGAACAGAAAAUUCACGAUGUAAACAUAGAAAUCAGGGGAUGCACACAAAGCAGGUUGCGUGAGUUCAUCCCACUAAUGCAGUCUACCAUACACAACACAGAGGGAUCCUCUCUCACAAUAUGUUGUGCUCACAAGUUUGACCACAAAAUAUUUCACAAUGGGGUAUUGGAAAUGAUUCCAAUUGGGCCUUUUCUGAUUAUUCAAAUUCGAUUCUCCUUCUGAAGAAAUUUUGCUACUCGCGCAGCUCUACUCUAUUCAAUACACAGCUGAAAGUGUGGAUAGCCCCCUCUGGCACUUGACAAAGCAUGAUUGCCAGGAUACAUUGUAAAUAACGUUCUAGCAUGAGACAGAAAUAAGGGUUGCCACCCUGGGCACUGGCAUCUUAACCCCCCACACAGAGACAUUGGUGUGUACUUUUAUGCAUUAUUACAAACAGUGUCACCUAUACACUGAGAUCAUCCUUCGAAAAGGCAUCACAGUUGCCAUGAUGCAGGUUUGGCAGCAUUUUCGCUGCUCUUCAUUCGUUUAUAUGCUACUUAAAAGGACAUCAAACGGGCCAGUACCUUCAUCGUGGCAGAAAAUCUGUCUGCUGACGGUUCAAUAUGGUACACAAUAACCCCAUAUUGUGCUUUUUUUUUUUCUUCUCUAAAGACUACAAUGAAAGAAUGCAAUGGAGACUAUGUAUUUUGCUGCAAUGAUCUAGGAAGGGCAAUCGGUGAAGCAUUUUGGAUGACGCAGGAUGAAUAUUUUCAUGUAGGGCUCAUCCAAGGAGGGACACCAAAAUCAAAUUAAAGUUUGCGACUGUUUACAGCACAAGUGAAUUAUGCAACCAAAAAAAAGAGAAGCCGUGGUAGAUGGUGGCUGCUGCACUUUGUACGCGUCACUGUAAGUAAAGCUUUCUGCGGUGGAAAAUUAACGCUUCCGCAAAGCGGGAUUUACGAACCCACGGGAUUCCGUGGACGAGAGAAAGUGAGCAAAAAAAAAUGUAGCAGCAUUCUCCCAAGCAUCGUUAAUGAGUUGUCAACUAGACUCAACUCUUACAAUUCCUGUCAUUAAAUUUUCUCGCUUCGUGGCACAUUCAGCCGUGUCGUAGAUCGAUCGAAAUCCUUACGUAAAGCAGAGUGAAAAACCGGGCGGAUAAUUACCGAACCCUCGUAGCAGCGAUAUUGGAGAAGAUAACUUUACAAAAAUAGAGGGACACCAGUAUUGACAGUCAGUCAUUGGAGAGGGAAGGCUCGUAUGUACGGUAUUUUAGGCGAGACUGUCGGAACAAUUGUCAGAAUUAUCCCGAGUAUUGUUUGUCUGUCGGUGUGUUGUCGUGUCCAUCCCUGUUCGUUCCCCUGCGCUGGGUAUUUUUUUACCAUUUUUACGGUGCUUAUGGCAGAAGUCGUUCCCGGUCACAUUCUCUUCAUUUGUGACAAACAAGGCAAAGCUGGAAGACCCGACAAUGCACUGACGACCGUGACCGGUUCAUAUUUUGACGAGUCCUACUUUUCCUACGUGUGUAUACCCGAGGAAUAUGCGCUCUUCUUUUAACAUUAACGAGUUGACAAAGUGAUAUAUGAGGUUUCUCACGUUGGAAACCACAUACUUUUAGUGGCCCCACAUAUUUUAGUAAAGGAAUGUUGAUGCACAGUGUUAAGUUUUGUCAUCAGGAUGUAGCGGAUGUUUCAAAAAGAAAAUAAAAACUGUUGACAAUA